UUGGCGGAACCGUAUCGGAAUUAUAUCAGACACGUUAGCGUUGGAGAGGUGAGCCGUGACACGGACUGCCGCAGAGACCGCGCGCUACGGAGCCGCGGACUGAACUGGCGACUGACUACUGAGACUAGAGACAGGGGGCAGGGGGACCUGCGCCGGAGACGAAGACGAGGAGGGACAGAAAACAAUACGGUGAUGAUGUUCAUUAAUGACACAGACAUAUGUGGACUGGCAUCAGGAGACGAUUUAUGGCCGUUGAACUCACCACAGAUUUCGGCAGUCGAUGACUAA
Molecule: messenger RNA, 288 nt
Organism: Danaus chrysippus (African queen)
Lineage: Eukaryota; Metazoa; Arthropoda; Insecta; Lepidoptera; Nymphalidae
Source: the annotation of a GenBank genome assembly